This is a messenger RNA of Trifolium pratense (red clover), 3714 nucleotides long. RefSeq names its product receptor-like protein EIX2. The transcript is spliced from 2 exons. The record is from RefSeq and is a predicted model, not a curated record. Gene Ontology annotation, molecular function: protein binding. NCBI's taxonomy places the organism in Eukaryota, Viridiplantae, Streptophyta, Magnoliopsida, Fabales, Fabaceae. The coding region runs from base 108 to 3434 and encodes 1108 amino acids.
UAGUCACACGGAAGAGUUGGAGUUAGAAGUCAGUGUGUCAUCAUGUUUGUCCUCGCACUGCAUUAUUAACAAUUUGAGUUUUUAUUACUUUGGCAGAGAGAAAAGAUAUGAAAAUAAUGAUGAGUAGUGUUUCAUGUAUUCUCAAGUUAAUAUUUGUUUUGUUGCAGUUCAACCUUCUUUUCUCCAACUAUUCUGGAGCUGUUGCUGAUGCUUCUCUUUCUGGUGGUUGCAUAGAGAACGAGAGACAUGCUCUCCUUGAGUUGAAGGCAAGCAUGGUGUUGGAUGAAACUAUGCGUUUGCCUACUUGGGAUAGUAACAAUUAUGGUUGCUGUUCAUGGGAAGGAAUCGGCUGUAGCAAUCAAACUGGCCAUGUUGAAAGGCUGGAUCUAAAUGGCCAUCAGUUUGGUUCUUUUCAAGGUGAGAUCAACGCAUCAUUGAUGGAGCUGCAACAUCUAAAGUAUUUGAACCUCAGUUGGAGUUAUUUUUCAAACAGUAUUUUCCAACAAUUAUUUGGUUCUCUAAGCAACUUGAGAUACCUUGACCUCCAAUCUUCAUUUAAUGGUGGAAGAGUUCCAAAUGAUCUUGCUCGUCUUUCACACUUGCAAUAUCUUGAUCUUUCAGACAAUUUCUUUGAGGGUACAAUCCCUCAUCAACUUGGAAAUCUCUCUCAUUUGCAGUACCUUGAUCUUAGUUUCAACAAUCUGGUUGGAACCAUUCCUCAUCAACUUGGAAACUUUUCAAAUUUACAGGAGCUUCAUCUUGGACACAGUUAUCUCAAUGUUGGAGGUGAGUGGCUUUCUAAUCUCACUCUUUUAACCCAUCUUGACUUUAGUGGCUUACCCAAUCUCAAUUCUUCUCAUGUUUGGCUGCAAAUGAUUGCUAAGCUUCCAAAAAUACAAAAAUUGAAGUUAUCUGAUUAUGGUCUUUCUGAUCUUUACCUUCAUUCUCUGUCCCCUUCACUAUUGAAUUUUUCUACUUCUCUUACAAUCCUUGAUCUUUCAUAUAAUACCUUCUCAUCAUCCAAAAUAUUUGAAUGGGUGUUCAAUGCCACCUCCAACUUAACUGAGCUUGAUCUUAGCUUUAACAUCUUGAAAAGCAUCAUUCCAUAUAAUUCUGGAAACAUCAGAAAUCCUCUUAAACGGCUUGACUUGACUGGUAAUGAACAACAGGGUGGAACUAGUGUGGAAUUCUUUAGUGACAUAUGUAGCUUACAAUCACUGUACCUUGAAAGAAACAAUUUGAAUGAAGACAUUUCAACAAUUCUUCUCAAAUUGUCUGGUUGUGCUAGAUACUCGCUGCAAGAAUUGGAUUUAUGUUACAACAAAAUUACUGGCACAUUUCCAGACCUUUCAAUAUUCCCAUCACUAAUAACAAUUGACCUCUCAAUUAAUCUGUUAAGUGGGAAGGUGCUAGAUGGUGUUGGAUAUCUUCCAUCUAAAUUGGAGUCUUUGACAUUUCAAUCCAACUCUUUGGAAGGUGGAAUUCCAUAUUCAUUUGGUAACCUAUGUUCAUUAAAGUCACUAGACCUGUCAAACAACAAGUUGAGUGAAGAUCUUUCAGUGAUACUUCAUAAUAUGUCUGUUGGGUGUGUCAAGUACUCACUGCAAGAAUUAGAUUUGUCUAGAAACCAAAUUAUUGGCACGGUACCUGACAUGUCAGGGUUCUCAUCUUUAGAAACUUUCGACUUAGCUUACAAUCUAUUAAACGGGACAGUAAAUAAUUAUACAUUCCCGUGUAAAUUAGAGAGUCUGCGCUUGGAAUUCAAUAAUUUACAUGGUGUUGUCACUGAUUCUCAUUUUGUCAACGUGUCCAUGUUGACGUUAUUAAGCUUGAGUUCUAAUUCAUUGACUCUGAAAUUCAGUGAAAAUUGGGUACCACCUUUUCAAUUGCGUGUCGUAUUUUUAAGUUCUUUAAUUAUAGGGCCUAGUUUUCCAAAAUGGUUGGAGAGUCAAAAACAACUUAUAAGCUUAGACAUUUCUAAUGCUGAAAUUUCAGAUGUAGGUCCAGUGUGGUUUUGGACUCAAACAACAAAUAUAGAGAUCAUGAAUAUUUCAUACAACAAUCUCAUUGGCACAAUUCCAAAUUUACCCAUAAGAUUUCAACCAUAUUGUCAAGUAUUUUUGGACUCAAAUCAAUUUGAAGGUUCAAUCCCUCCAUUUUUUCGAAGUGCAGCAUUGCUACGGUUGUCAAAAAACAAAUUUUCAGAAAUUCGUUUGUUGUUAUGUACUAACGCUACAAUUGAUAAUUUGCUCCUAUUAGAUCUAUCAAACAAUCAAUUAUCCACACAGCUCCCUGAUUGUUGGAGUCAUUUGAAAGCAUUGACAUUUCUAGAUUUGAGUGACAAUACUUUGUAUGGUGAAGUUCCAUCCUCAAUGGGAUCAUUUUCUAAACUUAAGGGAUUAAUAUUGCGCCACAAUAGAUUAACAGGGAAGUUGCCCAUCUCCUUGAAGAAUUGCACUAACCUGAUCAUGCUAGAUCUUGGAGAUAAUAGAUUAUCUGGACCAAUACCGUAUUGGUUAGGACAACAAUUGCAAAUGUUAAGCUUACGAAAGAACAGAUUCUAUGGAAGUCUUUCGCAGAGUCUUUGUUACUUAACAAACAUUCAAUUGUUGGAUCUCUCAGAAAACAAUAUAUCGGGACAAUUAUUUAAAUGCUUGAAGGAUUUUUUCGCAAUGUCUCAAAAUGUUUCGAUAACUAGUACCGGAGUAUCUCGUUUAUUAUUCGCAAGUGUAGGUGGAACCUAUGCUGGCAGCUUUGAUUUGAUUGCAUUGUUGAUGUGGAAAGGUGAAGAACGACUAUUCAAGAAUAAUCAACUCAUUCUGAGGAGUAUUGAUCUAUCAAGCAAUCAAUUGAAAGGAGUCCUUCCAGAAGAAAUAGGAGACUUGAUAGGAUUGGUGUCAUUAAAUUUAUCAAGCAACAAUUUCACCGGAGAAAUUACUUCAAAGAUUGGAAGGUUAACAUCACUUGAAUUUCUCGACUUGUCAAGAAACCAUUUCUCUGGUUCAAUUCCUCCUUCUCUAGCUCAAAUUUAUCGCCUUUCCAUGUUGAAUUUGUCUGAUAAUAACCUUUCUGGAAGAAUUCCAAUGGGCACGCAGUUACAGGGUUUUGAUGCUUCAAGUUAUGAAGGGAAUGUUAAUCUUUGUGGGAAACCACUUGACAAAAAAUGUCCAGGAAAUGAAGAAGUUGCCCAUCAAAAACCAGAAACACAUGAAGAAAGUAGUGAAGAAGAUAAAAAACCACUUUAUUUGAGUGUGGCAUUGGGAUUUAUCACAGGAUUUUGGGGACUCUGGGGAUCAUUGUCUCUUAGCCGGCAUUGGAGGCAUAAAUAUGUCUUGUUCCUGAACAACAUAAUUGACACAAUAUAUGUGUUUAUAGUGUUGAAUGCAACUAAAUUUCAAGUGUGGCUUAGAGGUUUGCAGGAAAAGUUUGUAUAAGCAUCUCUUCAGUUGAACCAUUUGCAUAUUUGUUGAAGAAAGGUAGCAGAACAAGUAACUAUGCUCAGAUCAGACAAAAAUAAAGGAGUUCAAAGUUCUCUAUUAUGUAUCAAUAAUUUACAUAAUCAAUUUGUGAAGCAUAUAUAUGCUGUGAGAUUUUAUUUUGUUAUUCUGAAGAUUUUAUCUUGUUAAUAUAGUUGUUUGAAUGUUAUUUGAAGAAUAUGUAGAAUUGAAUGGAUGAGAAUAAAAUAUAUGAUUGUGUGAAUCACCAUUUUCUGUC